AUGUCUGAGGCUAUUGUCUCUUUUGUUGUGCAAACGCUCACUGAUCUAUUGAAAGAAGAAGCCGAAUUUUUAGCCGGAGUUGACGGCCAGGUACAGGGUCUUCCGCAUGAACUUAAGAUGUUGCAAAGCUUGUUGAAAGAUGCAGAUGCAAGGCAAAUUGAAGACGACCCCGUCCGCACUUGGGUUGAAGGCGCUAGAGAAGUUGCAUAUCAUGCCGAAGAUGUCCUUGAGACUUAUGUUCUCCAAGUUCAAUCCAAGAGGAGGGGAGGUAUCCUAAACAUCCUCAAAAGGUUCGCUUGCUUAUUGAAUGAAGGUAUGCUCCUACACAAGGUUGGGAAAGAGACCCAAGGUAUUAACACCAGGAUCUCUCAACUCACCGAUCAGUUAGACAAAUAUGGCAUAAGAAGUACAAUAAAGGAAGGAGAAAGCUCAAGCUCUGCGCAUGAAAGGCAACGUCAGUUAAGGCGGUCUUAUUCUCAUGUUGUUGAGGAGGAUUUUGUUGGGUUGGAGAGAGAUGUUGAGAACUUGGUGGUUCAUUUGGUGAAAGAAGAUAGGGGCAAGUACGACCAAGUUGUUUCCAUUUGUGGCAUGGGGGACCUGAGUUAUGUUCAAAAAAUGGAGUUAGGGAGGAAAAUGGUUAAACAUUGUGGGGGUCUUCCAUUAGCUGUGGUUGUUCUUGGAGGACUUUUGGCCACAAAAGAGGCCUUGAGUGAGUCUUUAUUUGGGCAAUUUCGAGGAAGAUUCUGA
This is a messenger RNA of Ilex paraguariensis (yerba mate), 747 nucleotides long. NCBI's taxonomy places the organism in Eukaryota, Viridiplantae, Streptophyta, Magnoliopsida, Aquifoliales, Aquifoliaceae. The record is from the annotation of a GenBank genome assembly.